ACUUUGAUAGCAAUAGUUGACAUUAAAACAUCUGCUAGUAUCAAUGUGGCAAAAUAAUGGAGGAACCAAAAUAUUUACUGUUGUUGUUGCUAUGGAUAUUCACUGUCCAGGUUGCACUUGGGAAGAUUACUUUCUUCAUACACGUAGACCUAGUGAAAAGUACAGGAAAUAAACUCCAUGGCGGUGGGUGUUGUCAGGGUGUAACAGACACUCACUGUACCAAGUUAUGUAAGCCUGUCCUCACCGUGUGUCUCAAAGACAAAACUCAUACCUGUAUCACUAGUUUUACCACCACGUUGGACAUGCGUCAACAGACUGUCACAUAUGGUUCCAAAGUUGGCAAUACCACAAAUCCACAGUUUUUGGAAGUGGACAACUGGGCAAAAUACCUUGACAAGAUAUCAGUGAACGUGAAUGAUAUGGGACCCUCUACACCACUCAUCUACCAGACCGAGUUUUCUGAUUACAGUCUUAAAAUUGGGAACAACAUUUUGUCCCAAAACUGGAGACAGAAGAAAUUAACAACCAGUUAUUUUUCGGAUCACAAUGCUUUCUCAUUACAGUUAACUUACAAAGCGUACUGUUCUGAGGGCUACUAUGGAUCAGACUGUACCGCUCACUGUCCUGGUAAUCCAAGGAAGUGUGUAGUCAACGGGCAUACCUACUGUAAAAUGGGUUGGCGUGGUAACAACUGUGACCAAGACAUUAACGAAUGUUCUACACAAGCUUUCUGUAGUCAUGGUCACUGUACAAACACUGUUGGUAGUUUUCAUUGUACCUGUCCUCCCUCCGUGUAUGGUCUGAAAUGUCAACUUGAUGAGGAUGAAUGUUUACUGGAGCCUUGUAAUGGCGGAGAGUGUAUCAACAAAAUAGGGAGUUACCAGUGUCAGUGUAAGAACGGAACCACUGGUACAAACUGUGAAGCUUUAACGGCAACAACGUGUUCCGGCAUCACGUGUAAUAACCAUGGAACGUGUAGUAAUGGAAAUAACGGUUAUACGUGUAGUUGUAACUCCGGAUAUAUCGGUAAAGAUUGCGAAACACGGAAUUAUUGUAAGAAUGAGAACUGUUCUCACCACGGUAUAUGUCAUAACGGAAAUACCAAAUAUACAUGUAACUGUACCGCUGGAUACACGGGUAAUGAUUGUGAACAUGAUUAUUGCUUCAAUAACGCGUGUAAAAAUAGAGCUACUUGUCAUAGUGGAAAGUCAAACUAUACGUGUUCUUGUACGUCGGAAUACGUGGGGUCAAGCUGUGAAACUCGGAAUUAUUGUCACGGUCAGACAUGUAGCAGGAGGGGAAUAUGUCAAAAUGGCCGCAGUGGGUACACGUGUCAUUGUCCGCCACAGUAUCGGGGAAGAAACUGUGAAUUAAACAAUUACUGUCUGUAUACAGUUCCAAUAUUAAUACAAAAGACAACAAGAAAAAGAGCAUGUGUUUCGUCCUUGUGUAACAAUCAUGGUACAUGCUAUCCAGAAAAUAAUUUGAGGGGUUAUCUUUGUGAAUGUGAAGAAGCCUGGUCUGGUCUGAACUGUGAACGCUUUGAUUAUUGUCACAACAUCAGCUGUUCUCAGCACGGAACCUGUUUUGUCGGGCAGACGGAUUUCUUUUGUCUCUGUGACGAAGGACAUUUUGGAAAAUUAUGUAAUGCCACUCGCUAUUGUAAAAUUGACUCUUGUAUUCCUCCUCUCUAUUGUAAGGAAAACACGAAUGGGUAUCUGUGCGAAUGUCCAGAUGGAUUCACCGGGGCAGACUGUAACAUAGUCAAUCAUUGUUAUGAUGACCCAUGCGGAAAGCAAGGUUUCUGCACUAAUACGGAUUCAGGUUUCAAAUGCAUAUGUGAAAGUGGUUGGAAAGGACAAAAUUGUUCCGACAUCGAUUAUUGCUACGAUAACCCAUGUGGAGAACACGGACAAUGUCAAAGUUCAUCUCAUAACUUCAAUUGCAUGUGUAAACCAAGCUACACGGGAAAUAAAUGUAAUGUCAUAGAUUCCUGCCAUUCGACGCCUUGCCAAAAUAAUGGAACGUGCAUGUCAGGAUUAAAUGACUAUUUAUGUAAUUGUCCAACAAUGUGGUCAGGGAAAAACUGUUCACACAGGAACAUCUGCUUCCUGGACGAUCCUUGUAAUAUGCAUGGGAAUUGUUCUCAAUUUGAGUCGAAUUUUCACUGUUCUUGCUUUCCAGGUUGGACGGGUCGUUUCUGCAAUAUUUCUGAUCAUUGUUACGGUUCACCUUGUGGAGAUCACGGGACUUGCCAAUCUCAUUCUGACUCAUUUCAAUGUCUAUGUGAUCCGCAAUGGAUGGGUAGUACGUGUCAAAUAAAUGCGUGUGAAAAUCAAACUUGUAGCUACAAUGGAAAGUGCAGCGCUCGAGAUUCUAGUUAUCACUGCCAUUGUGAUGAUGGCUGGGUAGGGAAAGAAUGCAGCAUAUCAGAUCCUUGUCAGAAUGCAUCAUGUGAACAUGGCGGUGUAUGUCAUCAUGUACUCGUGCACAAUUCAGAUGUCAUUAACCCACUGUCUUUCUUCAAACAGGAAAAUUCAACACAUUAUGCUUUUACUACAGCUAUUGCAGAAUGCAAGUGUCCAAAAGAGUGGAAAGGUCAUGUAUGUGACAUAGAUGUUAACGAGUGUUUAAACAAAACCGCUUGUAACGGGCACGGGUAUUGUAUUAACAAUGUAGGGAAUCACACCUGUAUAUGCGAACAUGGUUGGAGAGGGUUGAACUGCGAAGAAAACAUUAACGAAUGUAUAUCAAUCCCUUGUGAAAAUAGUGGAACCUGCAUAGAUGGCAUAAACAGUUUUUCCUGCAUUUGCUCUGACUUCUGGGAAGGUGAUUCUUGUCAGCGAGAUGUGAACGAAUGCAAGUAUUUUCCUUGUGGAGUUCAUGGAAAGUGUAUAAAUUCUGAAGGAAACUACACCUGUAUUUGUGAAGAUUCCUGGACAGGCAGACAUUGUGGAAGUCACAUAAAAUCGUGCACUUUAGAACCAUGUAAAAAUAACGCUACAUGCAUUGAUGUGGAUAAUACCUUCUUCUGUAUGUGUGACAAUGCAUUCAACGGGCGGCAUUGUGACAGCGAUGUUAAUGAAUGUUCGUCAUCUCCAUGUAAAAAUGGUGGAACCUGUGUCAAUUUAUAUGGUUCUUUUUACUGUGUAUGUUCAAAGCAUUGGACUGGAUCAUUCUGCGAGAAAGAUGUGGAUGAAUGUUCAAGUGAACCAUGCUCUCAGAACACUACCUGCAUCAAUAAAGUGAACGGUUAUCAAUGUGCAGAUUGUUCGACUUUCAUUUGUUCAAACGGAGGAAAUUGUUUUAACACCAAUACCGGUCCUGUAUGUAAUUGUUCAAUGCACUGGACAGGAUCUACAUGUCAGCAGAAAAACUACUGUUACAAUAAUCCUUGUGGACCUUUGGAAGUUUGUAUAAACACGAACACGGCAUAUUCGUGUGAGUUCCAUCCCUGUAUAAGUUCACCAUGUCAAAAUAAUGGAUCUUGUACAGAAACUGGUGUUGGGGUGGUCUGCAAUUGUUCUUAUGGAUGGACGGGUCAUACAUGCGCGGAGAGAGAUUACUGUGCUUUCACAUCCUGUUUUAAUAAUGGCACUUGUAUGAAUACUGACGUAUCUUCUCAGUGUCAAUGCACUGAAGAUUGGUAUGGUGAUAAAUGUGAAAACUUCAAUUUCUGUCAUUCCUCUCCGUGCCUUCAUGGUGGGGUGUGUAGAAAUAUACAAGGAAAUUUUACGUGUGAAUGUCCGCGAGGCUGGAUAGGAACACAAUGCGAAACACGUGAUUAUUGUUAUAAUUUGCCAUGCUUGAACAAUGGCCUCUGUAUCAACCACAAUACAUCAUAUUCAUGUUCUUGUCCAGUACAAUGGACAGGUUCGAACUGCGAGUCGUAUAAUUAUUGUCAUAUCAAUCCUUGUAACAACAAAGGAUUCUGUUUUAAUAAUGAUACAAAUUAUGUGUGUUCAUGCAAUCGUGGUUUCAUGAGUAGAAACUGUGACGACACCGAUUAUUGUACAUCCAGUCCUUGUUUGAAUAAUGGAACUUGCGCCUCGGAGCCGUAUGGAUACCUUUGUCACUGCCAUGCAGGCUACGUAGGAAGAAAUUGUGAGCGGGAUAUGAAUGAAUGUGCUUUUGAUUUGUGUCCAGCGGGAUCAACGUGCUUCGAUGCUAAAGGUGGCUACACGUGCCUUUGGAAUAACAGGCAACGAAGAGCUUACGUCUUCAAUGGAAGACGAAUGCACACCAUCAAACUUCCAUAUUCAACCAAUUCACUAAAGUUAAUGAGAAAUAUGUCAUUACUCCGGUCAUUGGUCGGCAGGGAUGUUUGCAAAUAUCCCCAAAAUUUCACAUUUCAUCCACGAAGUCUAAAAAUACUUUCAAGUGAACGUAUCAUGCGGUUGACUUUCCAGGCAUCCUGCCAGCCUUAACAGCUACCUAAAGUUAUAGAGAGUACUGAAACGCUUACAACUGAAAAAUACCUGUACCUCUAGGUCUGGUGACCUUCAUCAUGAUAAAAUAUCUAGUAAAACGUUUAGCACAUGUGACCAAAACCACAGGCGCCUGAAGUGUGGAUAACUUGUAUAUAUCUCAUCUACAUACGCCCCUUCAAUAAUGAAACCUUUUUUUUUUUUAUACAGAACCAAUAAUUUAUCCAAAAUAUGUUAUUUCCCCCACCGAUCACCCUCAGAAGUCGUUCUGAAUAGUGGGUUUCUACAUUCUGUAAGCUUUUGAGAUGACCACUUGUGAGAUACUAAUAGCUAUGUAAAUAUAAACAAACAGCGUGCUACCUGCUUCGAGAUCGAUUCACGGGGUAUAAUCCAACUUUAUCGAAGGAAUUUCUGCGAAUAUUUCAUCAGGCUUAUGUAGUUCUACUUAUGUUUUUCAGCUGAAUCCUAUUCCAUCUGUUUAUGUAUCGUAUUCUGUCAUUUAUUUUAUCGUACCCAAGCUUAUCAUCCAUUGGCAGCCCUUAAGGAGGUCGUGACAUCAUUUCGCGUGUCACGUUAUCUGAUUGGCUUGCACUUGCGUCAUCUUUCUAAAUAUACUUCAGAUAAGCAUUUCACCUUAAUCAAUUUCGAUUGAUGUCACGACCUCUCAUAAGGCUGUCAAUGAACGUACAUAUAGUGGAGAUGUACAUGCACGUACACGCAUUGUUUGUUGUCUCGUGAAAUGCUAUUUCAUUGAUAUGAUUAGUGAUUUUAUUUUCAUCAGUUGUUCUUUAAUGUACUAAUUUCUUCAUCAAAUGAUACCGUGCUACUUUUUGGAUACUGUAAACAACAUUUUUACAAACACUCAUAAUGUGAAAUUGAUAACCAAGAGAAAAGUCACGAUAAUAUCAAGUACUGAUAGAUCAACAUAUAAUUUAAAAACCACAUGAAGCUUGGUUCAAUAUCAUUCAGUGUUGUAAUCUGCAGUAAGUCAACAAAGCGGUAGACCAAGUCACGUGAUUGAAUAUGUAUAUCGAAAAUCAAAUAAAACUUCACAUAUUGAUGGCUGCUUUUUAGCUAAACACAAUAUAUAUAUCAUACAAUUAAAGAAAAUUUGAU
Ostrea edulis (European flat oyster) is the source of this 5543-nucleotide messenger RNA. RefSeq names its product fibropellin-1-like. Lineage: Eukaryota; Metazoa; Mollusca; Bivalvia; Ostreida; Ostreidae. The transcript has 11 exons. Gene Ontology annotation, biological process: heterophilic cell-cell adhesion; establishment or maintenance of epithelial cell apical/basal polarity; cell communication. The record is from RefSeq and is a predicted model, not a curated record. Gene Ontology annotation, molecular function: calcium ion binding. Bases 57 to 4427 code for a protein of 1456 amino acids. Gene Ontology annotation, cellular component: plasma membrane; protein-containing complex.